ACUGGAGUGGUCAUUAUCUCUAUCCAAUGAAAGACACUGGAAAUUGCAAUUUUCUGAUGCACAAACAAAUUGGAUAAGCCUUUCAUUUCAACUACAACCAUGUCGAUACUUCUACUCCUCCUCUUCACCUUCCUCAGCCCUAGUUUCACCUCUGUCGACUCCUUGAAUUUCUCAUUCCCUUCCUUCGACUCCGGAAGCUGCACCAAAGGCGGCAACUUGAUUUGCAGUGGCUCCGCCACUGCAAGCAACGGGACUUUGAACGUGACGUCGGAUCACCAACAACAACAGCCGAGAGAUACACCGCCGAUAAACCAGAUCGGACGGGUGUUGUAUAAAUAUCCGGUGAUCGGAUGGCCGGCGUCUAUACGCACCACUUUCAGUAUUAGGAUACUGACUGACCCCAACUCUAAAGGAUCUGGUGAUGGAAUGGCGUUUGUUCUGGCUCCGGAUGCUCAACCCUCUCCUGCCAACAGCUUUGGCUCUUUUCUUGGUAUCUUUGAUCAGUCUACUCAAGAUGCAGUUCAUCAACUUGCAAUAGAGUUCGACACGUACAAGAAUGAAUUCGACCCGGAUGAUAACCACAUCGCAAUUGACACCGUAAGCGUACAAAACCCGGAUGCGGUGAAGAGCCUCAACAGCACCGGAAUAUAUCUCAAGACGGGUAGAGAAAUAACGGUUCGCAUCGAAUAUGAUGGGUGGACCAAGAAUCUUCAGAUUUAUGUCGGGUAUAAUGGGGAUCCACUAGUCAGCUUUCUCAAUCAUACAAUGAAGUUGCGGCAUACAAUUCCUAGCUCUGUUUACGUGGGCUUCACAGCCGCCACAGGUACUCUAUCAGAAACACGUCAAGUUCUAGCUUGGAACUUCACAUCCAUUGAAUUGCCAAACAAAUCUCUGGGGCCAGGAAACAACCUGGGUGUGAAAGUGGCUGUUCCAGUGAUUUCUGGGCUGUUGUUUCUUGCAAUAUUGGCUUUACCGUUUGUGCUUAGAGCUCUUAGAAUACGAAAAGAGAGGCUUGCAAGGAAAGUAGACAUUGAAAUGAUGAUAGCAGCAGCAAAUGGACCACGACUCUUCUCUUACAAGAAACUUUCAAAGGCAACUCGCAACUUCAGCAAAGACAACCUGCUGGGAAUUGGCGGUUUUGGCAGUGUUUACAAAGGGGUUAUGUCGAAACCUCCCACCACUAUUGCUGUCAAAAAAAUCAAUGCCGCAUCCAAACAAGGUGAGAAGGAAUACUUGGCAGAAAUCUGCACUAUUAGCCGCCUAAGCCACAAAAACUUACUACAACUCCAAGGUUGGUGCCAUGACCAUGACCAACUCCUACUAGUUUACGAAUAUAUGCCUAAUGGCAGCCUUGACCGCUUCAUCGGCAAGGACGACACCUUCCUUGAUUGGGCAACCAGGUACAAGGUAUUACUGGGAUUAGCAUCAGCAUUAGUUUAUCUACAUGAAGAGUGUGGCAACCCUGUUGUACAUAGAGAUGUGAAGCCCAACAAUGUCAUGUUGGAUUCAGAGUACAAUGCACAUCUAGGCGACUUUGGCCUUGCCAGGCUACUUCAAAACGAAGCCUCGGUCACAACCAGAAUAGCAGGGACACCAGGGUAUUUGUCACCAGAGGUUAGCUUAACGGGUAGGGUUACCCCAGAGUCUGAUGUUUACAGCUUUGGAAUGGUGGUUUUGGAAGUGGUUUGUGGGAAGAGAUCAAAAGGCAUCAUGGAUGCAAAUAGUUUAGUAGAUAGCGUAUGGACGUUAUACGAAAAGGGUGUUGAUGCAUUGCUCGAUUGUGUGGAUAGAUUGCUUGAAGGGAAAUUUGAUGAGGAGGAAGUGAAGAGGAGUUUGGUUGUAGGGCUUGCUUGUUUGCAUCCAGAUUUAAUGCUCCGGCCUCGGAUGAGAAAGGUGAUUCAGGUUUUCCUGAACCCUAAUGAGCCUCUCCCAAAUUUGCCCGAAUCGCGGCCUAAUUUGGUAUGCUUGUCAUUUAGCUCUUUUUCAAUAACUUCAACUACAACUGAUUUAGGUAAUAGCAAAGUCGAUGGUGGAGGUUCUAUGGAGACUUUGCCAGAUGAGACCACAGUCCCAGAUGAGACCACAGUUCAAAAUGUAGGAGCAUGUUAGACUAAAUUUUAAAGCAUGUAUAAAAUGUAUAAAAUGCAUAGGAGGUUCUUGGGAAAUUGAUGUAUAAAAUGUAGGCCUUUAUGCAGUAGAUUGUAUGGUAGAGUGCAGCUACACGGGGAGAUGAAAGUUUAAUUUCCAUUAUCUCAAGUUUUUGCAUUGUUUUUGAGUAAUUGUAAAGCAUGACAAUUGGUUUAUUAUAUUUUAAGAGUAUUGUUAUUUAAGACAAAAAAAA
Messenger RNA from Camellia sinensis, 2341 nucleotides. The record is from RefSeq and is a predicted model, not a curated record. NCBI's taxonomy places the organism in Eukaryota, Viridiplantae, Streptophyta, Magnoliopsida, Ericales, Theaceae.